CACCUGUUUUUAGGAAAGUAGCUUCUUCCAUUAGACCUGUAUGCUAACGCAAUUAUGAAUGUUUUAGUUUUAUGUUUUAGGGUAGGGAAAAUUUCAUUUUUCAGAAAAAAGAAAAACUCUGGAAAGCAAUGAAAGGAGUCUCCGUAAGUCAACCGAAGCCAUGGACGCACCAGCUGGUAUAAUUGAGAAGCAGUCAAAGAAGAAAAGAGAUCCGCGCCAUCUUUAUCGCAAUCGCGUUUAAGCCAAAAAUAAAAAUGAAAAGGAAUUCCUAUUCUUAUUCUCAUUCUCGGCGUUAAUAUUUUCCCUCCAUCCCUGGCGCGAUUCAUUUUCUCUUUGGAAUAAGAGAACAGAACCGAACCUGCAAAGGGUUGGUUCCAUUCCAACAUGUAGAGCACGCUCUUUGUUCUUUUCAUUUCUGCCAAGUUUUUUGUUGUUGCGUUGCCAAAUCCUUUCUCCUCGGGGCGCCGCCAUGGAAAGCAUUGCCGCGCAGCUGAAGCGCGGCAUCUCCCGGCAGUUCUCGUCGGGGUCGCUGCGGAGGAACCUCUCGCGCCAGUUCACUCGCCAAGCCUCUCUUGAUCCCCGGCGUAACAACCAGCGCUUCAGCAUCGGCCGCCAGUCCUCUCUCGAUCCUAUUCGCCGUAGCCCCGGCCCCGUCCAGCCCGAGCUCACCGUGCCCGAGAACCUGGACUCCACCAUGCAGCUCCUCUUCAUGGCCUGCCGCGGCGACGCCAAGGGAGUCGAUGAUUUGCUCAACGAAGGCAUCGACGUCAACAGCAUCGACCUCGACGGCCGCACCGCCCUCCACGUCGCCGCCUGCGAAGGCCACGUCGAAGUCGCCAGGCUCCUCCUCACCCGCAAGGCCAACCUCGACGCUCGCGAUCGCUGGGGCAGCACCGCGGCCGCCGAUGCCAAAUAUUAUGGAAAUACAGAAAUUUAUUACAUGUUGAAGGCUCGGGGAGCGAAAGUGCCGAAAACCAGGAAGACUCCAAUGACUGUUGCAAAUCCUCGUGAAGUUCCGGAAUAUGAACUCAACCCGUUAGAGCUACAGGUUCGGAAGAGUGAUGGUAUUUCAAAGGGAACAUACCAAGUAGCUAAAUGGAAUGGCACCAAGGUUGCAGUGAAGAUACUUGAUAAGGACAGUUAUUCAGAUCCUGAUACCAUAAAUGCUUUCAAACAUGAACUCACAUUAUUAGAAAGGGUGCGGCAUCCGAAUGUGGUCCAGUUUGUUGGAGCUGUCACCCAGAAUAUACCCAUGAUGAUUGUGAGAGAGUACCAUUCUAAGGGUGACCUGGCAAGCUAUCUUCAAAAGAAAGGGCGCUUGUCUCCAUCAAAAGUUCUACGGUUUUGUCAUGAUAUUGCUAGGGGCAUGAACUAUCUUCACGAAUGCAAACCAGAUCCGGUUAUUCACUGUGAUUUAAAGCCAAAAAAUAUUUUGCUGGAUAGUGGAGGGCAAUUGAAGAUAGCUGGAUUUGGCACUGUGAGAUUUUCACUAAUUUCACCUGAUGAAGCACAGCUGGUACAGCCUGAGCCUAACAUUGAUCUUUCAAGCUUGUAUGUGGCACCGGAGAUUUACAAAGAUGAAGUUUUUGAUAGAAGUGUGGAUGCAUAUUCUUUUGGUCUCAUUUUAUACGAGAUGAUAGAGGGUACACAGCCCUUCCAUCCGAAGUCCUCAGAGGAGGCAGUUAGACUGAUGUGCUUAGAAGGGAAAAGACCAGCAUUCAAGAUCAAAACAAAACAUUAUCCUCCGGAGUUGAAAGAGUUGAUUGAGGAAUGUUGGGAUCCAACACCUGUUGUGAGGCCAACAUUUUCUCAGGUCAUUGUACGGUUGGACAAAAUUGUUGCAAAUUGCUCAAAACAAGGAUGGUGGAAAGAUACUUUUAAACUCCCUUGGAAAUAAAUAACAAGGUACAUACCACGUGGCAAGGAAGACAUCAAGUCCAGGGUUGCAUCCUCAAAACCAAUUUGGGAGCUUCAUGUUGGUGUACUGUUAAUAGCCAUUGCAAUUAAUAAUUUUGGAAUUCGAAUAAUAUUAACUUGUGCGUGGAAAUGAAUAUGCAUGGUUCGUCCUAUGUUCCCUAUCCACUAGAGGGCCUGGAACAGCUCCUCUCUGUACAAAGUACCAUAAACGACAUAUAACAUUUAUUCUCAGAAAUUUUCUAAUAAAAAUGUGUUUCUAUACUUAUGGAUA
Glycine soja is the source of this 2188-nucleotide messenger RNA. RefSeq names its product integrin-linked protein kinase 1-like. The transcript is spliced from 12 exons. Gene Ontology annotation, biological process: protein phosphorylation. Gene Ontology annotation, molecular function: ATP binding; protein kinase activity; protein binding. The coding region runs from base 470 to 1897 and encodes 475 amino acids. Lineage: Eukaryota; Viridiplantae; Streptophyta; Magnoliopsida; Fabales; Fabaceae. The record is from RefSeq and is a predicted model, not a curated record.